AUGCACCGCCGCGUCGUCGCCGCCGCCGCCGCGCGCACGCGCACGACGUCAUCCUCGUCCUCGUCCUCGCCGCUCGCCGCGAGCGUCGUCGCGCGACGUUGGACGCCCGGACGUCCCGCGCAGCGCGCGACGCUCGCCACGCGAGCGAGCGCAACGAGCGAAGCGCCCGCGUUGAAUGCGUCGGGGGAGACGAACAAGGCGCUGGCGUGGAAGGCGGCGAUCGAUUUCAAGUUUGUGCGGGACAACGCCGAGUUGGUGCAAAAGAACGCGACGACGAGAAAGGUGGACGUGGAUGUGCAGGAAAUCAUCGCGAAAUACGAGGCGUUGAACGCGUUGAACUUUAAGUGCGAUGAACUUCGCGAGCGUCGAAACGCGAACGCGAAGAGCAUGAAGGGGAAGAUGGAUAAAGAGGUUCGGGACGGGUUGAUUGCCGAGGGCAAGGCGAUUAAGGACGAGCUCGCGGCGCUCGAAGGCGAUCUCGCCGGACUCGAGAGCGAGUUACAAACCAUGGCGCAGAGGUUGCCAAACUUGACACACCCGGAUGUGCCGAUCGGCAGCGAAGAAAAUACGGUGACUCGGGCGACGGUGGGUGAGCAGCGCGCGUUUACGUUUCCAGUGCAAAAUCACGUCGACGUCGGCGAAAAGCUUGGGAUGUUCGACUUCGAGACUGGAAGCAAGGUGAGUGGUAGUCGUUUCGUCUACCUCACCGGUGUUGGAGCUAUGCUUGAGUUAGCUCUGAUCAACUGGGCGUUCGCCAAGGUUUUGAGCAAAGGUUUCAAGCCCAUGAUGGUGCCAGACAUGGUGCGUAGCAGCGUGGUGGAGAAGUGCGGAUUCCAGCCGCGGGCAGAGAACACGCAAGUGUAUAGCAUUGAAAACUCCGAUCUCUGUAUGGCGGGUACGGCUGAACUAUUAUUGGGUGGAGUAUACAUGGAUGAAGUUGUGGAAGAAUCGCAACUCCCUAUCAAAAUGGCGGCCUUCAGUCAUUGUUUCCGCACUGAAGCCGGCGCCGCCGGCGCGCAGACUCGGGGCAUGUAUCGUUUGCAUCAGUUUAGCAAGGUGGAGAUGUUCGUCGUGGCCACGCCUGAGCAAUCUGACGCACUUCACGAGGAGCUCAUCGGCAUCGAGACUGAAAUGUUUGCAGAGCUCGGCUUCCACUUCAAAGUUUUGGACAUGCCCACGGAGGACUUAGGCGCACCGGCAUAUCGCAAAUUCGACGUCGAAGCGUGGAUGCCCGCGCUCGAACGGUACGGCGAAAUUUCGAGUGCCUCGAACUGCACGGAUUAUCAAGCGAGGCGGCUGAAUAUAAAGUACAGACCGAAUGCCGUCGAUGGCAAGAAGCAGCCGCUUAUGCACUGCCACACUCUCAACGCGACGGCGUGCGCGAUUCCUCGUAUGAUCGUCACCAUCCUCGAAAAUUUCCAGCAAGAAGAUGGAAGCGUCGUCGUACCCGAGCCGUUGCGACCGUACCUCGGUGGCAUGGAUGUUUUGCGUCCGGAAGAGGGGAAAUAG
This is a messenger RNA of Ostreococcus lucimarinus CCE9901, 1509 nucleotides long. RefSeq lists its product with no specific name. Gene Ontology annotation, cellular component: mitochondrion. The transcript has a single exon. The record is from RefSeq and is a predicted model, not a curated record. The coding region runs from base 1 to 1509 and encodes 502 amino acids. NCBI's taxonomy places the organism in Eukaryota, Viridiplantae, Chlorophyta, Mamiellophyceae, Mamiellales, Bathycoccaceae. Gene Ontology annotation, biological process: mitochondrial seryl-tRNA aminoacylation. Gene Ontology annotation, molecular function: tRNA binding; ATP binding; serine-tRNA ligase activity.